Messenger RNA from Branchiostoma floridae (Florida lancelet), 604 nucleotides. RefSeq lists its product as uncharacterized. The transcript has 3 exons. The record is from RefSeq and is a predicted model, not a curated record. Bases 31 to 426 code for a protein of 131 amino acids. NCBI's taxonomy places the organism in Eukaryota, Metazoa, Chordata, Leptocardii, Amphioxiformes, Branchiostomatidae.
CAUCACCUCCAUGUUGAUGAUGACGACACAAUGCCUCCUUUUACCGAGGAACUGCAGUUUUGGGAUGAACUGCUAGGUGGCGCUACUGAGCAGUCCAAAACAUUUCAUCCAAAAUAUUUCUGCGACACGUUUGUGCUCGCAUGUUCCGGCCGAGUAACCAUGCAGAAUUCACACUGGGAAAGAGUUCCUUCUGUACAACAUACAGGUGACGCCCAGUCAGGCAGCCAUGACAGUUACGCUCUCCAGGGUGUCGAGAUGAAACUGUCUCCAACAAUUGCGCCGACCAACAAGGUGUGCCUUCCCGUACAGUACAGCCAAAACAGCCAUUCCAAAGCGUCUGCCGUACUGGCAGAGGCUAACUAUGAUUUCUCCGUUGAGAGGCGUGUCUUGGGUAUGGACGUGGAGGGAAGCAACGAGAGGAGUUAGCGCCUAUGUAACUUCGGUCUAAUGUAGAGGUCAUUUUGUGCAAAGAGACAUUACGUAUAUGGUGUGCAAAUAAGAUGUAUUUUUGUGUAUGUAUAUAUACAUCAACAUGUACAUGUAUAUGGAUAUGGAUACAGCAAUACGCUCAUGAAAACACAGCAAUUCAGAUACAAACAUGUUA